AAACCCGUACAGACAGCACCCGUAGUCGGGGUCGAACCCGGGUCUCUGGCGCUGCAAACGUUGUAAGAUAGUAACUCUACCGCUGCGCCACCGUGCCGCCCUACGCAUCCCAUGGCAUUUUAUGUCACAUGAAAAGCCUACAUAAAAUGAAAUCAUUUGCUAUGUUUGUAUUGUCUCAAUUAAAAAAUACUAGAGUUUAAUAACAGGGAUAAAUGCGAUUAAUUAGAUAUAUGGAUACAAUUCCACCACAGUCACCUACCUCCUACUCCAGUAUAACUGAGAAAUUUAAAAUUGAAAUCGAACCAAAAAAAAGAACAAAAAGCUUAAACAAAUAUUUUUCUCUAUGUCACUGAGCGGCAUGGUGGUGCAGCGGUAGAGUUGCUGCAUUGCAGCGCCAAAGACCCGGGUUCGAUCCUGGCUACGGCUGCUGUCUGUACAGAGUUUGUACGUUCUCCCCGUGACCCGCGUGGGUUUUCCCUGAGAUCUCCGGUUUCCUCCCGCACUCCAAAGGCAGACAGGUUAGCAGGUCAAUUGUUUUUUUUAUAUGUGUAAACUGUCCCUAGUGUGUGUAGGAUAGUGUUAAUGUGCAGGGAUCACUGGUCGGUGUGGACCCAAUGGGCUGAAGGGCCUGUUUCAGUGCUGUAUCUCUAACACUGAAAGAAUGGUAAACAUUAAUAGUCUACAGCAACUACUCCCUACUGCCACUUAAUAUAUUAAACCCCACUGGCAUAAAUUUGUUUAUAUGAAGCCAAAAGCAGCAAUGUUAGCGGAAUGCCAUAUUUUAUUCUCUUGCCAGUUAACUGGGUAAUAAAAUCAAUCAAAAUUGCAUGAAGAAAAAACCAUUAGACAUGAAUGAAUGAUUUGCCUGGUGAAAAUUAGCUGUCUUUGAUGCUGAUUUUAAUCACUUGAAUGGUUUCUAUUGGUUUUUGGCACAAUGCCCAUGAAUUCUGAUGUUACAGCCCGUUCCCAGCCACCUGUAUUUGCCAGGGGCCUCCAUUUAUCUGGAGUGGAUGUUCCCAAGAUUCCCAAUUUGCUGCCUUGAAGCUUGCUCCAUCCUCGAUGAUGAGCACCUGUGUGUUGGCGGAUCUUCUCAGACGGGGAAUUAACCAGAUUAACCUGCAUGCCUUUGGAGUGUGGGAGGAAACCGGAGCACCCGGAGGAAAGCCACGUGGUGACGGGGAGAACGUACCAACUCCGUACAGACAGCGCCCGUAGUCAGGAUCGAACCUGCGUCUCUGGCGCUGUAAGGCAGUAGCUCUACCGCUGUGCCACCGUGCUGCCCCUGAAGUGCAAGGUGAUGGUAGAUGCCACAGAAAGCUGUGGAGUCCAAGUCAAAGGAUAUUUUUAAGGCAGAGAUAGAUAGAUUCUUGAUUAGUACGUGUGCAACGAGUUAUGGGGAGAAGGCAGGAGAAAGGGGUUCAGAUAGGGAAAGAUGGUUCUCUCCAAAACCCCUGACUAAUCGGGGUACCAAUUAGUUAUUUAGGACAUUGAGUGGUAUGAUCUUGUUAUAACAUCUGUUGCAAUUUAUCUUUGCAGAUACAUUGAUCAGUCUUUGAGCCAUAAACCAUGGCGGAUCUGAGGGAGGAUGAACAGGAUCAGGAAAUGCUGGAAAACUCUUCCAAGCCUUCGGUCGCAGAAGAAACCAUCCAGAAACAAAGCACAAAACCUAUUGCUUCCCACGGCAAAGGUAUCGUCAUCCAUUUAACAUCACCAGCGAAUAAUGAGGACUGGGCUAACUUAGAGGAACGAGAACCAACCUCUUCAGUAAGGAGAGAGUAUGUUGGAGGAACCUCAUCGGUGGAGCAUAAGGAAGGAAUAUCAGAAGUGAACGUUCACUUUCUGGAGGAGUGCCCAAGCCUACAGUUGCCGACCUCAUCUCUGCCUUCGUCUCCCUCUGUUUCUGGAUUCUUUGGCGAAUUAUUUUUCCCCUCGGUUUCAUCCCCUGUGUCCUCUUCGCUCAACUCCUCCAGCUCGUCAGAGUCGACUCCUUUCAUCAGCCUGGUCAAAUCCCUGUCGGCAGAGAUGGAAUCCAGGGACGGGUCCUCCUCCUCCUCCUCCUCCUCCUCCUCCUCCUCCUCCUCCCUGAAGCCAAAGCCUCUGCUCAACCUGGUGAAGUCCAUCUCCACCGAGACCUCACGCCACGAGCCGGAGGUAACGCAAUCCAAGUCGGACUCCAAGUUGAACUUGCACCUUUGGCGACAGUUUACGCAGCCCAGGGGGAGAAACGGCGACUCCAAGACCGCUCCGCCCUCGCCCCUGCGAUCGCCCGGCGCCGAGUGCAAGGUGAGUUUUUUCAAAGUUCCCGAAGUCGAAGCCAAACUGGAAGACACCAAGAGGAAACUCUCGGAGGCCAUGCAAGAGCCCUUGAACAUGCUGAGCAAGAUGAUCGGAGAUGAGAGUGGCGGGAGCCCCAAGUUCAGACCAUCGCAAAGGCAUUCAAACACCGUGGCUGGCCCCGAGUCCCCCUGCGUUGCUGCUUCUGGUUGGGAGCAGCGAUGCAGCAAUGAUGCAGGCAGCAGCAAGAACGCAAGGACCGGACUGGAGAAGUUCAGGAUGGAGAUGCUGAAAGCGGAAAGGAAGGAGACUGACAGGCAGUCCAACGCUCAGAGUUCACCGGGAGGGCACAGCAAGAAGGGGAAGCAGAAGAAACAAUGUCUGUCCUUCGCUCAAACCAGCGGUGCCGACGACGGGACCACCACCAGGUAUGAGAUCUGCUCCUUUGGAGAUGUGCUUCAGAUUGUGGAGACAAAGUCCAGUGAAGACCACUCACUGUGCAGCCAGGAACCAUCGUCCUCCCUCGCCAGUUCGCCCUUGACUCCAUGCUCUCCUCCCAAAGUGCCAAGUAAAAGGCUGCUGUGUUUUGCCACUCUCGCUUACAGCUACUUUGUCUUCCCUUUGCCAGCCUUCCUCUCCGGCCUCUCCCUCGGCCUUGUCUGUGGCUUUAUGAUCGGACUGCUCAUCAUCUCCCUGCACACACCCAGGCGAUCGCAACCUGCUCUGCGCACCAAUAAACACAUUCAACCAGAUAACAUCAUUAGAGAACCCAGGGACUCUGAAGUUGUGAAGGGCUGGAUGAAUGAGAUCUGCAGCUACGAUCCUGAGACCUACCAUCCUUCCCUGACCUUCUCCGUCUUUGUGACCCUCGAGGGAACUGCGCUGAAGCUCUCCUACCCUAGAAGCAACCUGCCGCGGCGCGCGACCUUUGACGAAGGCAAGCACGAUGUGGUCUUCAUCAGCCAUCGCUCCUGUGACCUUGCUGAUAGCAAGGUUUUCCUCGUGCCACCCGGCCUUGCAAAGAAGAGAAUAUGGAAUAAGAAGUAUCCCAUCUGUAUUUACCUCUGUGAGUCUGAGGCCAUCAGAUCUAGAUCUUCUGGAGAUAGAAAAAUGAAGAUGGACACGGACAGUGAAGACGCAGAGAUCGCACCACAAGAUCUCCAGCUGAGAGCGCCCAGAGAAGGCAGAGAAAACGCACUCUUCCUCUUUGGAAGAACAGGCAGGGAAAAAGAAGAAUGGUUCCGAUAUUUCCUUUUGGCUUCUCGAGUCCAAUCAGACGACAGACAGAACCAUAGCAGAGGUCCUGCAUCAAAUCUAGGCUCCAGCCCAUCUGGGCGAUGGGCCUGCAGUGACAGCAGCAGUAACAGUGACAGCACUGAAUACCUCCCCUCCCUCUUUAAAACCAAGGAGUUGGCUGGGAACAUCAAACAGAAGAUCCUUCUGGACUACAGCAGAUACAUGUCCAAGUUGAUUGUUUCAGACAGCUGCAGUCCUUUGUUGAGCCCCAACCACAGCACGGCCAGCAGUCCCACCAACAACCAGAUGCCAAGCAGCGGAGAGCCCCAAGUGUCCUGGAUAAAUGCACUGAUUGGGCGGAUCUUCUGGGACUUUUUGCGGGAAAAGUACUGGGCUGAUCUCGUGGCUAACAAAAUUCAGAAGAAAUUAAGUAAAAUCAGGUUGCCCUACUUCAUGAACGAGCUCGCUCUCACUGAGUUGGACUUGGGGGCUUUGCUACCUACUAUCACCCACACCUCCAGCCCUUUAGUCAAUCCAAGAGGGCUGUGGGUAGAUUUGGAAAUCACCUACAAUGGGGCGUUACAGAUGACACUGGAAACCAAAAUGAACCUUUGCAAGUUGGGCAAAGAAUUUCUCCCAGAAGGGGUGAAUUUAGCUGACACGCCAACAGAGAGAUCAAAGCCGCGGACCCUAGUGCUGACCGACAGCGAUGAAGAGUCUUCAAGUGCUGGUUCUUCGGAUGAAGACGAAGUGUCCACAGCAGAAAUGCAAGGAACCGCAGUUGACAAAUUGGGCUCAGCUGGUGUGGAAGGGUGCAGCGCAGGAUCCAGUACCAGCAGAAAGAUUCUCAGGUUCGUGGACAAGAUCGCCAAAUCAAAAUACUUCCAAAAGGCCACGGAGAAUGAGUUCAUCAAAAAGAAAAUCGAGGAAGUGUCCAACACUCCGUUGCUGCUGACCGUGGAGGUUCAGGAGCUGACUGGAACGCUGGUAGUCAAUAUUCCACCUCCUCCCACCGACCGAAUAUGGUACAGCUUCCGGAUCCCACCCAGACUCGAGUUCAAGGUGCGCCCAAAGCUGGGAGAACAUGAAGUGACUUUCACGCACGUGACCGAGUGGAUUGAGAAGAAGUUGCAACAUGAAUUCCAGAAAGUUUUUGUGAUGCCAAACAUGGACGAUAUCUAUAUUCCUAUCAUGCACUCCAGCCUUGAUAAACCAGGACACUGCAAGCAAUCUCCAUCAGACGUGACUGAGCGGGCUUCCUCUGACAAUGCAGAGAAAUACUGACAACACCCUGCUAUAUUCUGGGGAAAGGUGAUCUUUUAUUCCUCUCUGAGGUUUGCCAAAAAGGAUUAUUUUCCCGCUCGCAAAUACUUGAAAAAUGGAAAUGGAGGAUCGAAUUGAAUUGAAGAUUUCCUUUUCGAACUGACGCUCAGUUGGUGCAUAGUUUGGGACGUCUAACUUCUCCCUCGAUUUUUCUUCGUUCUUGACAUUAAAUAAUGAAUCUAGUUUGUUCUCGAAUGACUUGCACUGUACAAAUUCCCAACUGAAACAUCUCGGUGAAGAUUCAACUGUGGAGGACUUGGCCAAGACAUUGAUUCUAUUUUUUAACCCAACAUCGCACUUAUUCUCCCAGAACGAGUAUCGAACAGCGAUUAAGAAUCCCCAGUUCUCCGCUUCUUACUUACUUGUGGGGUCGUGGCACAAGAUGUGCAAACUUCAAUGAGUUGCCCACAAUAAUCAAGUUUGAUAUUUAAUACUAACCAAUGCAAAGGAAGUACAGUUCAUGCACUAUGUGUAAUGCAUGGCUAAUCCAAUACUACACGUGGAGUGCUACUGGCCAAGACUAAUUGGUACUCUUGCAUGAAUUUAUACUUAGCAAUUUUGGCUGCAAUCAGAGAUACAGUGUGAAACCCUCACCGAGUCCGCGCUGAACAGCCAUGAGUGUGGAAGAAGGAACUGCAGAUGCUGGUUUAAACCGAAGACAGUCUGAAGAAGGGUCUCGACCUGAAACGUCACCCUUUCCUUCUCUCCAGAGAUGCUGCCAGUCCCGCUGAGUUUUUGUGUCUAAUCCCAUGCACUAGCUCCAUCCUACACACUAGAAGCAUUUUACCAGCCCACCGACAUUCUUUGUAAUGUGGGAGGAAUCCGGAGCACCCCGGGAAAACGUACAAAGUCACAGGAAGAACGUGCAAACUCCGUACAGACAGCUACCCCUAGUCAGGAUCGAACCCGGGUCAAUGGAGCAAUGAGGCAACAACUCUACCACUGUGCACCUUUUGAAAAUGGUGACGGUAGUGUUUUCCUGUUUUGGGUUGGCACUCCCAUUUUAAUUACCCAAAAAUGCCAUUAGAUAUGAAUUUUCAAAUAAGUAGUAAUUUAUUUACUAUGCUCCAGUAUCCACUCACAUCGCAAAGCCGUGCGGGGUUUGGAAGUUAAAUAGCCUCAGUAAAUCGCCCCUGGUAUGCAGGGAGUGGGUGAGAACAUGCGUUAGCGUAGAACUAGUGUGAACGGGUGACCAAUGGUCGCCCUGGACUCGAUGUGCUGAAGAGCCUGUUUCCACGCUGUAUCUUUAACCUAAACUAAACUCAUUAGAGCCUUAUCUACCAGCCUUCCUUACGUACGACACACAAAAACUACAUUUGGACAGAAAACCCAGCCUCCUUCAUCCUCUGAAGAAGGGUCCCGACCCAAAGCAUCACCUAUCCAUAUUCUCCAGGGUUGCUGUCUGCCACACAGAGUUACUCCAGCACUUUGUGUCUUUUUAAAAAAUAAAUUAAAGAUACUGUUCGCCUGCUGAUAUUUGUACAUCGGUGGCAGUUUUGGCAACAAGAAUUUGUGAGCCCUGAAAAUGUUGCUUUCUGCUUCUUUGUUUGGAAUGGUCCAAGUUCUGAAAAACUGACACCUGGUGCCUCAUCUAAACAAGUAUCUCUUCAUCAAAAACGAAUAACUGGAAAAAGGAUGGACAUAAAAUGCUGCAGUAACAGCGGGUCAGGCAGCAUCUGUGGAGAAGAGGAGUAGGUGAUGUUUUGGUCCGAGACCCUUCUUCAGACCUUCAGAAGACCCGGAAACGUCAUCUAUUCCUUUCCACCAGAGGUGCUGCCUGACCCGCUGAGUUACUCCAGCAUUUUGUGUUUAUCUUCAGUGUAAACCAGCAUCUGCAGUUCCUUAACGGUCUCGACCCGAAACGUCGCCCAUUCCUUCUCGCCAGAGAUGCUGCCUCACCCGCUGAGUUACUCCAGCAUUUUGAGUCUACCUUUGAUUUAAACCAGCAUCUGCAGUUCUUUCUUACACAUCUGCAAUUCCAUCCUACACUAUAUGGUAAAGGAUGAGCAGGAGGGUCAGAGAAAGGGAGAUAUUUUUAACCUGAGAAAUAUUCAUGUAACUAUUUAUUGUAUUUUUCUACAGGGCUGUUCCAGCCACAGGAAUAGAAAAGUGGAAUUGUAAAGCCUUUGUACAAACUGUCCCUCUUUUAUUCAUGCAUGUUGCACAUUUUAGAAACAUAGAAACAUAGGUGCAGGAAUGGGCCAUUGGGCCCAUCGAGCCAGCACCGCCAUCCAAUAUGAUCAUUGCUGAUCAUCUAAAAUCAGUACCCCGUUCCUGCUUUUUGUCCCACAUCCUUUGAUGCCUUUAGCCCCAAGAGCUAAAUCUAACUCGUUCUAGAAAACAUCCAGUGAAUUGGCCUCCACUGCCUUUUGUGGCACACAUUCACAACUCUCUGGGUGAAGAUGUUUUUCCUCAUCUCAGUCCUAAAUGGCCUACCCUUUAUUCUUAAACUGUGACUCCUGGUUCUGGACUCCCACAACAUCGAGUACGUUUUUCCUUCAUCUAGCCUGUCCAAUCACUUAAGAAUUUUAUAUGUUUCUAUAAGAUCCCCUUCUCAUCCUAAAUUCCAGUGAAUAUAUUAUUUAAGGCAAAGUGUUAAGUGCAAUAACCUGAUUAUUGUAUGUUGAUUUUUUUUUAAAGAAUCCUCUUUGUAUUUGUUGUCUAUUGCCAGAAGGCAUUUGUGUAAAGAAUGAUGAAUGGCAGGUAUGCAUGUAGUAUUUUUAAAAUAAAACAAAAAUAUAUAGU
Leucoraja erinaceus (little skate) is the source of this 7578-nucleotide messenger RNA. It is a transcript of the gene tex2l, whose product is annotated as testis expressed 2, like. Gene Ontology annotation, cellular component: endoplasmic reticulum. The record is from RefSeq and is a predicted model, not a curated record. Lineage: Eukaryota; Metazoa; Chordata; Chondrichthyes; Rajiformes; Rajidae. The coding region runs from base 1567 to 4794 and encodes 1075 amino acids. Gene Ontology annotation, molecular function: lipid binding. The transcript has 11 exons.